UAUAAUGUUUUCUUAUUAAUUAUUACUUAAAUAUAAUACAUAUAUAUAUAUAUAAAUAGAUAAAUAUUAAUUAAAGAUAAAAUAAAAAUCUCUCUCUCGCUCCUUCUUCAUAUACAUAAUUCGGCUACAUUAAUAACUACCUUAAUAUAACAUCGUUCAAUUACAUAUUAAAAAAGAAUUACUAUUAUUAUGAUUAUAACUGCAAAUAGGAGUAAUAACAGAUGCAUUAUCGUGAUUUGAUCUGUCAAAUGUAAAUCAAAAAGAGGUCGUGCUAUUUCAGCGUAGUUUCCGACCUGGAUUAAGAGAUUUUCACUUUUCACACCGAUCAUUUACAUGGCGAAGGAAAACGAUAUACGGGUCACGGCAUAAAUAAAUAGCGUUUACUACAAAUGACGUGACCGCUCGUAAAGAAACUUUCGUCAUCGCUCGCGUGUACCCUUUCAGCGAGAGAGGGAAAGUAGAGAGAGAGACGUAGUUACGAAAGGUAGUGUCUGUCGUAUGUUUGAAUAUCUUUAAUACGAUUUCAUCUAGGUAACAUUUAAAUAUAUAAUAAUAAUGUAAGCGGAAGAGAAAAGAAAAGGAAAACAAAAAAAGAAGAAAAAAAAAGGAAAAAGAUCUCAUGCUAUAGCAAUUCAACUUUGUGAAAAACUUAUAACUCGCAGUAAUAUUUGCCAUUGCGUGGAAUUCAACUUGUUAUUCCGCAUGCUUAUCGUUAUAAUAUUUGAUCGUUCCUCACGCUCUCCCUCAUUUUCACGCCCGCAAAUUAGAACGAAUGGUUUCGAAGAAUGGAACGUAUUCCAUCGAACCGAUUGCAAGGUUUGACAAAAAAUAAUUUAAUUACGAGGCACGUUAUAACUUCUAGAAAUAUUUUAUAUAUUAUAUAUGUAUGUACUUUAUUAUAUACUUCUAGAAAUAUUUUGCAAAUUUUUUAUAAAAAACCGGAAAGAAGUCGUGUUUAUUUCAUUGUAAAGAUUAUACUUUUCUCUAUUUAAUAUUUAAAUUUUAUUUAAAAAGUAUAUAAAAUUGCAUCUAUUUGCUAUUCACGUUUUCAACCUGUAUAACCACUAUCUUUUGAAAACGGUUCCACUUGCAAUUUUACACUUUCUGUUUUUGCAAUUUCGCACUUUUUUACUAAAAAAAAUAGUAUUUGGCGUAGAAUUUUCUUACAAUUGUUAUUUUUGUACCCAAAAAAACGGGAAAAAAGAAUUUUCCAUAAAAAAAACCUUAAUAAUGCACUUAGUUUUGAUUACAAUAAAACUUAUCUAACGUGUAAUGUAUCUGUUAUAUGCAAAAUGUAUACAAAUAUAAACAGCUCUUUCUUAGGACUUUAACCACAGAUUUCUCAAAACUGUGACGAAAUAAAGCAACCUAAGUAAACAGGAUCGUAUUCUGCAUCGAAAAGAACGAAACAUGACUAUUUGCAUUCUUACAUAUUAUAUUUUUCUACUGAAUAGACUUAUCAAUAUAUAUUUGCAUUAUUUACUGGAAGUCCUUGACAGAGCACCGGCUUAUUUUCCAUUUAAAACGAGUUCGUAUCGCAGCCGAAAUCACAAAAAAUUAAUAAGUUCGGUCAAGUGCACAGAAGGAUUACCUUGAAGGAUCUUUUACAUGCCGUAAUGCGCGAGAUUGCCGUUAUCGGUCAAUUCUCUGUCCACUUACAUUUAGUAAUAGCAAAAUUAAAUUAGUCAGUAAUCAAUUACAUAAUUUCAAUAUUAAAAAUACUAUAAACAGUGCUUUUAAUACUCACAAUAAGAAAUAAUAAAUAAUAACUGACCGAUUUAAUGCUAUACUGCCAGUAUUAAAAUUUCUGUAAGAGAACUUUUUUUCCUUCUUCGCGCAAAUAAAUGACUAUCAUUGUGCCUCUCGUGACCUCACAGGAGAAAAAAAAAAAGAUUUAUCUCUCACCGGUAUAAACGUGUGUGAAAUGAGAGAAUUCUUAUUCCUCUUUUUUUAGUGGCAAAUAAAAACUAUAUCAUCGUGCUCGUUGUGAUUUCGUAUCGCCAGAAAAGAAAAAAUUAAUCACUGGUUAAUCUCAUGCUGCCGAUAUCAGAUUUCUGUAAUUGAAGAAAACGCAUGAAACCUCUCUUUCUUCUUACCCCGCGCGAAGAAAGAGCGACUGCAUCGUCGCGUCUCGCGUUAUCUCGUAGAAAAAAUGAAUAGUAAGUAUGUAACGAAUUUGCCAGUUCAAGGGUUUAAAGGCUUCGAGUGUCAAGACUAACAGAAGAAAUGUCUUUUUUCACGCGAAGGAACGACUGUAUCAUUAUCUCGUACCGAUGAAAAGCUGCUGAAGCGUCGCUCGCAAGGCUGCCGCAACAGCGAUUUCGACAUCAACGGGCCACGUGUACGUAAUAAUCUUAUAAUUCAGCCGACCGGUCGACUUUGGAUCGCUCUUCUCUUUCUUUCUUUCUUCGUUUAUCUUCCUCCUUUUUCGGGAGUUUAGAAACGUCAAGUCCGGUUUCGCGAGCCUGUACUCGAGACGACGAGCGCGAUUCGAUUACGCGAAUUAUGCAAGACUAGAUUUCGUAGACGCGCGGGUGUGCGAGCGUGUACGCUAUGAAAAUAAAUGAGAAAGCAUCAAGUCGGGAUCGGCGUGUGGUGUGCCUUUCCCAGUUCUACGACGACCGGUUCGCACCACUUCGCACCGAGCAUGGCCGAAUCCGAGGCCGAGGCACACGAAACAGUUCCAGCCGCGCGGCCCCACGUCGCAUUCGUUCGCCGACCGUUUCUUCUCGCGGUAAGUGCAGCGCACGAGGGACACGACGACGAUCGAUAUAAUUCCGUGGAUAAUCCGCGAUCCGAUUGUAUAGUAACGCACGGCCUCGCAUCUCGAGUCUUCUUCCCUCUAUCUCUUUGGUCGAUCCUUCGAUCGCGGGUGAGUGUGUGUGCAGCCACCGAGGUGCGUUCCACUACAAGAUGAAACGGGAGACUCUUGAAGAAUCAGUCCCCUCAGCCGCAAUGGAACAGAGCAAAAUGAACGACGUAGAGCCGGACAGAGUAGCCGAGACUAUCGGCGGUCGCAAGAUCUUUGUGACAGGUGGCACGGGAUUUUUAGGAAAGGUGCUAAUUGAGAAGCUUCUGCGAUGUAUUCCCAAAUUAGAUCAUAUCUACAUACUCGUCAGACCAAAGAAGGGAAAGGAUCCCAAGCACCGGCUCGAUGAAAUAUUCAAUUCUCCGCUUUUCGAGAAAGUCAAAGCCCAAAAGGGAUUGUCGACGCUUCAAAAAAAAGUAACCGCAAUUUGUGGAGAUGUGGCAUUACCGGGGCUUGGAUUAUCUCCAGAAGACCGAAAAAUGCUUAUUGAGAAUAUUAACAUCGUGUAUCACGGAGCAGCUACCGUCAGAUUUGAUGAACUGCUGAAGAAAGCGGUACUAUUAAAUACACGUGGAACGAAGCUGAUGUUAGAUCUAGCCAAAGAAAUAAAGAAUUUAGUUCUGUUCGUUCAUAUCAGCACGGCCUAUUGCCAUCUCGAAGAAAAGAUUUUGCGUGAGAAACCAUAUCCUCCACCCGCGGAUCCUCAUCAAGUAAUUAAAUGCGUCGAAUGGAUGGAUGACGAUGUGGUCGAAGCAAUGACGGAUAAGAUUCUAGGCAAACUACCUAAUACGUAUGCUUUCACGAAGGCUUUAUCGGAGAGUCUCGUCGAAGAAUCCAUGUCGCACAUCCCAUGUAUAAUUCUGAGACCAAGCGUAAUUAUUCCUAUCUGGAAGGAGCCCUUACCUGGCUGGACAGACAAUAUCAAUGGGCCUACCGGUCUUUUGAUCGGGGCUGGGAAAGGAGUGAUCAGAACGAUGUACUGUAACGAAAACGGCUACGCCGAUUAUCUACCCGUUGAUAUCGCCGUCAACGGUAUUCUUCUUGCCACAUGGAAUUUUAUUUAUUUCAAAGACUACGAAAAACGUGUUUUUAAUAUGACGAGUAGUGCAGAAUUUCAGAUUACCUGGGCGGAAAUAAUAAACCGUGGCCGAAAGAUAACGCAACAGUUACCUCUAAACGGAGUCGUCUGGUACCCAGGUGGUAGUCUGAAGAAAUCGCGACUCAUGCAUAAUAUUUGUAUAUUAUUCUUUCAUAUGAUUCCGGCGUAUAUCAUCGACGCGCUCCUUUUUUUAGCGGGGUAUAAACCAAUCAUGUGCCGUGUACAAAGGCGUAUAAACAAAGGAUUUGAAGUAUUCGAAUAUUAUGCUAAUAAUCAGUGGGAUUUUGAAAACAAAGUUGUUGAGGACAUAAGAAAAAAGAUUAAUAGUACAGAGACGAAAAAAUAUCAAGUACACGGCAACGAUAUGGAUAUAGAUGCAUACUUCACGGAUUGCAUUCACGCUGCCAGAAUUUACAUCUUAAAAGAACCUGAUGAAACACUACCAGCGGCUCGUCGACAUUUAAGAAUUAUGUACUGGGUGGACGUAAUCACGAAGAUACUCUUCUUCGUGUUUAUUAUAUACCUAUUAGCAUCCUGGAGUGAAAGUUUUAGAACACUGCUCACGACUGGUAUGACACACGUUACGAAAGGAUUAGAGAAUAUGUUGUAAUUUAAUCAAAUUAGAAUUGUUAUCAUCGACCACAUAAAGAUUAUCUAAUUUUUAUAUAAUGGUUUUCUAUCAUUUAAUCUCAAGGACACGACGGGGUUAUAAGUAUAUAGUGGUACCUUGUAGUGUACACUAUGCAGUCAAAGGUGUGCACUAAAUACGGGUAAAAAAACAAAUGUAAAUAAAGGUAUUAUUUACACAA
This is a messenger RNA of Monomorium pharaonis (pharaoh ant), 4717 nucleotides long. RefSeq names its product putative fatty acyl-CoA reductase CG5065. Gene Ontology annotation, biological process: long-chain fatty-acyl-CoA metabolic process. The record is from RefSeq and is a predicted model, not a curated record. Bases 2914 to 4518 code for a protein of 534 amino acids. The transcript is spliced from 9 exons. Lineage: Eukaryota; Metazoa; Arthropoda; Insecta; Hymenoptera; Formicidae. Gene Ontology annotation, molecular function: alcohol-forming very long-chain fatty acyl-CoA reductase (NADP+) activity. Gene Ontology annotation, cellular component: peroxisome.